Zerene cesonia (dogface butterfly) is the source of this 2061-nucleotide messenger RNA. RefSeq names its product CBL-interacting serine/threonine-protein kinase 15-like. The transcript has 6 exons. NCBI's taxonomy places the organism in Eukaryota, Metazoa, Arthropoda, Insecta, Lepidoptera, Pieridae. The record is from RefSeq and is a predicted model, not a curated record. Gene Ontology annotation, molecular function: protein serine/threonine kinase activity; ATP binding; tau-protein kinase activity. Gene Ontology annotation, cellular component: cytoplasm. Bases 7 to 2061 code for a protein of 684 amino acids. Gene Ontology annotation, biological process: microtubule cytoskeleton organization; protein phosphorylation; intracellular signal transduction.
AUUAUCAUGACCGAUUUGAAAACAUCUGCAUCUGAAGAAAAUACUUUAUCUGCUAAAGGCUACAAACUACUCAAAUUCGUCGGUGAAGGUGCUUACGCUAAGGUUUAUUUAACCGAAUAUUCAACUAAAGAAGCUACAAAUAAAAUUACACUCGCAUGUAAGAUUAUAGAAACAUCAAAGGCUCCGAAAGAUUUCGUCGUUAAGUUUCUACCUCGCGAAAUCGACGUCCUCAUACGCUUGAAUCACCCACAUCUAAUUCAUAUACACAGUAUAUUCCAACGUAAAACCAAAUAUUACAUCUUUAUGAGAUACAGUGAAAACGGGGAUCUCCUUGGUUAUAUUUUAAAAAACGGUUGCGUCUCUGAAAACCAGUCGAGAGUGUGGUUUCGCCAAUUGGCAUUGGCUCUUCAAUAUUUACACGAGUUAGAGAUUACUCACCGUGAUAUCAAAUGUGAAAAUGUGUUAUUGACAGCGAAUUAUAACGUGAAACUUUCGGACUUUGGCUUUUCGAGGUCUUGUGUGGAUGAAGAGGAUCAACCUAUUCUAAGUGAAACAUACUGUGGUUCAAUGUCAUAUGCGGCGCCAGAGAUUUUGAGAGGAAAGCCGUACUUGCCGAAGCCUACUGACUUGUGGUCUCUUGGUGUCGUCUUAUUUGUUAUGCUCAACAAGUCUAUGCCGUUUGAUGACACACGGAUGCGUAAACUUUACGAACAGCAGAUGGGAAAAAAGUAUAGGUUUCGAUCCAGAGUUGCCAGUGUUCUCUCAUUGGAGUGCAAAUCUGUCGUUAAGCAUUUAAUGGAACCUGAUCCUGGUUUGCGUCAUACUGCGGAGCAAGUGCUGGGUUCUGACUGGAUUGCUAUGGACAGCAGACUUACAACUUUAAACGCUAUUGAAGCAGCUGCGUUGCAAAGAGCUAAAGAGGAGCGACGAAGAUUGUCGGAUUCUCACCGUAAUCCACCUAAAAGACAAGGUGACAUUUUGAGUCGAGAAACUAAAGAAUCAUUUAGGGUAUCAAUUGAAGACGAUUUAAAAUUAACGGGUUCUGAACAGUUAACGCUAGCGACACGUGGUUACAAAAUGAUAAAGAAAAUAAACGAGGGUUCAUAUGCCAAGGUAUAUCUAGCAGAGUACAGAAACGCGAAUAAAAAUGAUAGAUUAUCAGUUCUUGCUUGUAAAGUAAUCGACACGAAUACAGCUCCGAAGGAUUUUGUUAAAAAAUUCUUGCCACGGGAAAUCGAAAUGUUGAUAAAACUCAAUCAUCCUCAUCUAGUGCAUACCCACAGUAUAUUUCAAAGAAGAUACAAGUACUUUAUAUUCAUGCGGUACAUGGAACACGGUGAUCUCUUAGAGCAUAUAUUACAAAAAGGAGCUGUGCAAGAAGACCAAGCCAGAAUUUGGACAAGACAACUAGCUCUAGCCAUUCAGUACAUGCACGAAUUAGAAAUAGCGCAUCGUGACAUCAAAUGUGAAAAUGUCCUUUUAACUGCUAAUCAGAAUGCCAAGUUAUCUGAUUUUGGAUUUGCACGAAUGUGCGUCGAUAAAAGAUAUAAGGACAUUCCAAGUGAAACUUUCUGCGGAUCCUUGUCAUAUACAGCACCGGAAAUUUUGCAAGGGUCGCCAUACUAUCCCAAACCUACAGAUGUGUGGUCGUUAGGUAUUGUCCUUUAUGUUAUGUUGAAUAGAGCCAUGCCAUUUGAAGACAAACACAUAAAGCAGCUAUAUCAAGCUCAGAUCAAUAGAAACUGGCGGUUUCGCUCUCGCUAUAAUGAAGCUCUGUCAGAUAAUUGUAAACGUUUAGUCCAUUUAAUGUUAGAGCCAAACCACAAAAAUAGGAUAAAAGUUAACGAUGUUAUAAAUGGCGCAUGGAUUGCUAUGGAUUCGAGACUAUUAGAAUGGACACCUCAAGAAACGAUGGCGUAUAAAAAAGCUCGGGAGGAAAGAAUUCUCAGCAUGCAAAAAGUUGAAGUCUCUGAACCAAUCAAGACUGAGAAGGAUCCCUGUAUCCCAGAUCAAUCAAUAGUUAAACCUACCUUCGAUUUGGAUGAAUCAACAUCAUCGUGA